Messenger RNA from Brassica oleracea var. oleracea, 2338 nucleotides. RefSeq lists its product as uncharacterized. Lineage: Eukaryota; Viridiplantae; Streptophyta; Magnoliopsida; Brassicales; Brassicaceae. The transcript is spliced from 3 exons. The record is from RefSeq and is a predicted model, not a curated record. The coding region runs from base 66 to 2126 and encodes 686 amino acids.
AGUAACGAGACACAUAUUCAACCCCUUCCUUCUUCUUUCUUCCACUGAGUAUACGAGAGAGCAAAAUGGAAUCUGAGAGAGUAUCGUUACGAAAGAUCCACGAGCAUCCUAUGAUCCCUUGGAAUGAUCUGAGGAAAGGUGAUUGUUGUGGAUACUUUGAAUCUCAGAGCGAUGGAUACUAUUGUAAAGUAUGUGACCUUUUUGUGCACAAGAAAUGUGGCGACGACGAGGUCUCUCAGUUUAUCGACCACCCAUAUCACCCCAAUCACACACUCAAGCUUCGUUCACGUUUUUCAGGUUUGAACACCAAAUGUGAUUUAUGUGAUAGGAGAAUCUUGUUUCUAUCUUAUCGUUGUGAUAUAUGUAACUUCGACUUGGAUCUACGCUGCUUCAAGUACACACCACCAGAGGUUAUAGACAAUUCUGAGAAGCACCGCCACAAGCUCGCACUUGUCAAGAAACGGACUGAAAUUGACUGUUCUGCUAAGUGCGGGAAGCAUAGUGAAGGAUUUCCUUACAAAUGUGAUGAAUGCGAUGUAUCCUUCCACGUGGAUUGUGUAUGGCACCCAAAACCACUAGAUCAUCCGACAGAGGUAAACCACCCUUACCACUCCUUGCAUCCUCUUAAGCUCCUCACAGGUCCACCACCGGACUAUUCUGAUGGUAAAUGUCGUCUUUGCGGAAGAAAGGUUGACAAAGAAUUGUUUUAUCAUUGUUCUUCUUGCAACUUCACACUGGAUAUGCCUUGUGUUCUGCACCCGCCACCACAAGUUGCUGUGGAUUUGAAAGCUCAUGAUCACCAACUCACCCUUCUUCCACGACUGCUUUCUUUUACGUGUAAUGCUUGCGGUCUCAAGGGAGAUCGAAGCCCUUACAUGUGCGUUCAAUGUGAUUUCAUGAUCCAUCAAGACUGUAUUGGCCUUCCACGUGUCAUUAACAUCAAUCGCCAUGAUCACCGUGUUUCUCGUACUUUGCUUCUUGGUGUUGUGGACUCUGUAUGCGGAGUUUGUCGCAAGAAGGUGGACUGGACUUGUGGAGGGUUUUCUUGUAAGAGGUGUCCUGGCUAUGUCGUUCAUUCUAAAUGUGCUACCAGAAAUGAUGUGUGGAACGGGAAAGAACUCGAAGGAGUACCCGAAGAAGAAGAAGAUACAGAACCAUAUGUGGUGAUAGAUGAAAACACAAUACAACAUUUCAGCCACAAAGAGCAUUACCUAAGACGAAUUUGUGGGAAUGGUGUUUUGUACGAGGAGAACAAACGAUGCAGCGCAUGCACCCAUCCCAUCGGUCUUCAAUCUUUUUAUGGCUGUGUGGAUUGUGAUUUUUCUCUACAUCAGAAUUGUGCUGAAUGUCUUAAAAGGAGACGACAUGUACUACACAAUGAACGGCUCACUUUAGUUACAAACAAGGACCUAGAAGUCUUCAAUUGUGAUGCUUGCUCUCGAUUGUCCAAUGGUUUCAUGUACAAGGAUGGGUAUAAGGAGUUAGAUGUCUUGUGCGGUUCAAUUUCGGAGCCAUUUGUCCAUCCAAGUCAUCCCCACCAUCCCUUAUAUUACAUUCCCACAGAAAACGAUGACAAGAUAUGCAAUGGUUGCAAUAUACAAGAACGACAUGUCCUCAGGUGCAUUGAAGGUGAUUGUGGAUUUGUAUUGUGCUUCAAAUGCGCCACUCAACCAAAAGUGGUAAAGCACAGAGUAGACGAUCAUCCUCUCUCACUGUGCUAUGGCGAAGAAGAGGAGGCAAGUGGUAAAUAUUGGUGUGACAUCUGUGAAAAAGAAACCGAUUCAAAGGAAUGGUUCUACACGUGUAAAGAUCAGCGGGCUAGUUUGCAUAGAGAAUGUGUGCUCGGAGACUCGACAGGGCUCAUGCCAAGAACCGUAGCAAAGAUUUGGGGCAAAUCGUAUGAGGUGGUGCUGAAUAAUAGUGUAACUCGUCCGUUUUGCAAGAGGUUUCUGGAGACGCAACCACCAAGCAUAGCAGAGUUUUGGAAAAGAUCAUUUGAGGUGGUGCUGAAUAAUAGUGUAACUCGCCCAUUUUGCAGCUGGUGUGAGUAUCGUUGCAUGUACCCUAUCUACCUCAAGGUGCUUGGAAACUCAGAGACAUACUAUUGCUCUCUUCAUUGUGUAUAAUUCUUUAAAUGGAGUCAUGGUCUGCUUGGAACCUCAGAGACAUACAUUAAAAAUGUAGUGUAAAAAAAGUAGGCCAUGGAGGCAAGAUAUCUAUUCAUUUAGUUUCUUAUAUUCUUCAUUGGACAAGUUCAUUUCCACUAUGGGUUGAUCUCCCUAAUCUACUUAUCUUAUCCAUAAGGUUUGCUAUAAAAAAAUGCGAGCUGUUUUCUUAG